AUGAAGUUCUCGGUCACCCUUGCUACGCUCAUGGUGCUUGCAUCCAGGACAGCUUCCACCCCAGUGGAGGUCGUAGCCCAGGGCGAAUGCGGCCCGAAAUGGGACUGGUGCGACAACCUUGGUGAGAUACGAUGCGAGUGCAAUGGUGGACAUCGGUUGAAAUGCACGCAGAUCUGGCUGGAUUCGGGUGUCAGUAAGUCUUCCAUCUUCGAGGGGCGGAGAAAGGUGCAAAGUCUGCGGGACAAGUAG
Paraphaeosphaeria sporulosa is the source of this 249-nucleotide messenger RNA. RefSeq lists its product as uncharacterized. The transcript is spliced from 2 exons. Bases 1 to 249 code for a protein of 82 amino acids. Lineage: Eukaryota; Fungi; Ascomycota; Dothideomycetes; Pleosporales; Didymosphaeriaceae. The record is from RefSeq and is a predicted model, not a curated record.